ACCAAGCACGGACCUUUCCUUGUCUUGAACGGUUUGGCAAGCAGCAAUUACCGGCAGCAGACUGGGUAGCUGAUCGUCCAGCUCCCGGUGCCUUUCUCUCGUAACUGGUGUGUUGUUGUCUCUUAGGCUUUACGUAGCGUCUAUGAAGACAGCAACUGGCCUCUGACCUGACUUACUAGGCUGUGUCCAGAGCCUUUUAGCGAGGAGUCUCGGCACGAAGAUGAGUACCGUCAACUCCCAGGAUGAUGAAGAUACCUUUAAAAUACUUAUUGCUACUGAUAUUCAUCUUGGCUAUUUGGAGAAGGAUCCUGUGCGUGGAAAUGAUACAUUUGUAACUUUUAAUGAAAUUCUGGACCAUGCUCAAAAAAAGGAAGUGGACUUUGUUUUAUUAGGUGGGGACCUUUUUCAUGACAACAAACCUUCCAGAAAAACAUUACACUCUUGUUUGGAGUCACUAAGAAAAUACUGCAUGGGUGAUCGUCCUGUUCAGUUUGAAAUUUUGAGUGAUCAGGCAGUUAAUUUUCAUUAUAGCAAGUUUCCAUGGGUGAAUUAUCAGGAUGGAAAUCUCAACAUUUCUAUUCCAGUUUUUAGUAUUCAUGGCAAUCAUGAUGAUCCCACAGGGGCAGAUGCACUGUGUGCAUUGGAUAUUUUAAGCUGUGCAGGAUUGUUGAAUCACUUUGGACGUUCAACUUCUGUGGAGAAAAUAGAUAUUAGUCCCAUUUUAUUGCGUAAGGGUAGAACAAAAAUUGCUCUGUAUGGCUUGGGAGCUAUUCCAGAUGAGCGGUUGUAUCGUAUGUUUGUCAAUAAACAAGUAACCAUGCUGAGACCAAAGGAAGACGAAGAUAGUUGGUUUAACUUGUUUGUGAUUCAUCAAAAUAGAAGCAAACAUGGAGCUACCAACUACAUUCCAGAGCAGUUUUUAGAUGACUUUAUUAAUCUUGUUGUGUGGGGUCACGAACAUGAGUGCAAAAUAGCUCCAUACCAAAAUGAACAGCAACGUUUCUAUGUUUCUCAGCCAGGAAGUUCAGUGGUGACAUCUCUGUCCCCUGGAGAAGCUGUGAAGAAACACAUUGGUUUGCUGCAUGUUAAAGGGAAAAAAAUGCAAAUGCAGAAGAUUGCUCUAGAGACAGUGCGAACUUUCCACAUGGAGGAUAUUGUUCUAGCUGAUCAUCCAGAUCUUUUUAAUCCUGACAAUCCUAAAGUAACUCAGGCAAUACAAGCAUUCUGCAUGGAGAAGGUUGAACUGAUGCUGGACAACGCAGAAAGACAACGUUUGGGAAAUCCACGCCAGCCAGAGAAGCCUCUCAUAAGAUUACGAGUUGAUUAUGCAGGUGGCUUCGAACCAUUCAAUGUCCAUCGUUUUAGCCAGAAGUACAUGGAUAGGGUAGCUAACCCAAAAGACAUCAUAUACUUUUUCAGGCAUCGUGAACAAAAAGAGAAGAAUGACAAUGAUCUUAAUUUUGGAAAACUGGUUAGCAGACCUACUGCUGAGGGGAUGACACUGAGGGUGGAAGACCUUGUAAAGCAGUAUUUUCAGACAGCGGAGAAGAAAGUACAGCUUUCACUUCUAACUGAAAGAGGAAUGGGAGAAGCAGUGCAGGAGUUUGUGGACAAAGAGGAAAAAGAUGCCAUAGAAGAGUUGGUGAAAUUUCAGCUAGAAAAAACACAGAGGUUUCUUAAGGAGCGUCGCACUGAUGCAGAGGAAGAAAAAAUAGACGAGGAGGUGCGAAAAUUCAGGGAGAGUAGAAAAGAGAAUACUGAAGAAGAGGAUGAGGAAGUUCGUGAGGCAAUGACCAGGGCUAGAGCCCACAGAUCUGAGGAUGCAGUUCUUGUCGCAGCCUCCAGUGAUGAAGAACUCAUGGAUACGGGGAUGAAAGACACUGGUGAUUCAGAUGAUGGCCUUCCUGCAACAGUGAGACGAGGAAGGGGUUGCGCAAGAGGUAGGGCAAGAGGUGCAAGAGGACAAAAUUCAACAGCAAGAGGUUCAUCUCGAAGGGGAAGAGGAAGCACUAGCCAAGAGUCAGCUACUAGCAGCAGAACCUACAAGCCUGUGUCUGUGCCUGCCAAGAAUAUGUCUAUCGUGGAUGCCUUUAGGUCUUUGAAACCAGAGUCCUCUUUGAAUUCAUCUAAAUCUUACUCUGAGGAUAUUAUGGAUGAUGACUCUGAUCUAGAAGACAUUUCUAUUGUUCGUUCUUCCAAAGUAAAUCAAAGGUUGUCAACUACAUCUUCACUUAGUAAAAGAGGUUCACAAAGCCAAACAUCUAGAGGAGUCGAUUUUGAGUCAGAUGAGGAUGAAUUUGAUCCAUUCAAAAGCACUGCACCAUCAAGAAGAACUAAGUGAUUUCUGGCUUGCUGUACAAGAGAGACUGUGAAAGUUAGUGAAGAAAAUGGAAAGCAGUUUGCAAGGCAUUCUCCAUAUGACAUUUCUCUGUAAAUGAUGGCUUGCCUUCAGUUUUUGCUUCUAUGAGAUGUUUCUGGUUUGGGGUUUUUUUUUUUCAGUGGCACCAAAUUGCUAUAAUUUGGGUGUUGUGUUGCUUGAUGCAUUAGACUAGAGUGUCUAAUAUUCUGAAGUACUGCCUGAAACUGCAAGUUCUUUCUAAAACUUCUAAAAGCCUGUUUUCUUUCUGGGAUGAUAACAACAGUCAUAUCUUUUAUAGAAAACUCCAUCUCUUGGGCUUGAAUUUUACGGAGGAGUAAAUUUAUAGUAGUAUGCAAGUAUGGGCAUGGACAUGGACUCGGUCAGCAUAACGAAACUCGUACUUAUUUGCAAUUUUCUAUGGAUACAGUUGAAAACUCUGGAGAGUAAUAGUUUGACCCAACGGUUUUCAGUAUAGAAGCUGGAAAAUGUUCUAAUACUUUCAGCUCUACUAGGAGAACUAAAUCCACUAUUGCACUGUUAUUAAAUGUCAUAGUAUAUGGGAAUUAAUUCUGGUCUGUAAUUCAAGAAGUACCAAAGGGGACUCUUAUGUCUUAAUGUUGUGGGCACAUCCUAGGCAGAGAUUUAAGCAAAGUGUAUAGGAUUGAUAGGAAUUGUAUCAAAGGUUCUUUCUACCUUUUUCACAAUUUUUUUUCAGUCAGCUGUCAAAUUCAGAGCAGCUUUGUUUAUAAACUGCAGCAGUUCUUGAAUUGUCUUGUACAGAAGAUAAAGAUAGCAUCCUUCACUUCAGGGGGGAAAAUGUAACCUGGUGUGUGUAGAAAGACUGUACUAUAAACAGAUACUUCUCCUAAUUGUUAAUGUAAUUUGUUAUAUGGGGGUAAGAUGCACAGAAAAUCAAUGUUAUUUCUCAGAGAUCACAUUGGAUAGUUUCUGAAAAGUCACUUCUCACUCAUGUAACUUCCAGUCCACCUGCCCCAGGAAAGCUCAAAAAUUCAACAAAGCCACAGUAGUGGAAGAAAGAUUGUUCCCAGGAAAAUGGGGGGUGGGGGUGUGUCUGCACACUCUGCUCUGUAUUUAAGAAGAAGAAAAAGCAUUAUUCCUUUUUUUGAAUGCUUCUGAAUUGCAUUCUUUAGUGUGAGUGGGGUUUUUUUAUAUUCCUGUUACAAACUUUUUUUUCAUCAGGCCUGUUGUCUAAUAUAUUAUAAUUUUGUUAAGAGUUCUUUUGCACAGAUGUUUUUGAUGACUUCUUAUGAUUACCUGAAUUCAUGAGCUGUAUAGCUUUAUUUCGAACAUUUUCUAAAUACUUCUCAUUUUAUAAAUUACAUCACAGGUACCUUUUACAAAAACCAUAUACAGCGUACCAAAUCCUGACGUUCCUGUGCAGCUGCUUCCUUUGCUGUCAGUGGGUGCCAGGGAUGGUGGAGCAAGGGAGCUGUCAGCAGGAGUGGGUACCAAGCUGACAAACCUACUUCAGCCUGUUCGCUAGUAACAGCCACGUGUAGGUGAAUUGUUCAGACAGUUCAUACUGGGGUAUUUUUAAAUACAAACUAAACCAGAAGGGUGAUGUGAGGCAGAGAAGGGCACACAGGCAACAUGAGAGUGACAUGACAUGACCAGAGCUUCCACAGGGCUUUUUCCAUGAUCCUUUGUGCGUAUUUUGGGUGGGCCUGCCCGGUGUGUGGUGGGUCUACCUCCUUGGGUCACAAGACGCUGA
Molecule: messenger RNA, 4091 nt
Organism: Haliaeetus leucocephalus (bald eagle)
Lineage: Eukaryota; Metazoa; Chordata; Aves; Accipitriformes; Accipitridae
Gene: MRE11
Product: MRE11 meiotic recombination 11 homolog A (S. cerevisiae)
Exons: 19
Coding region: 221-2341 (706 amino acids)
Biological process (GO): mitochondrial double-strand break repair via homologous recombination; telomere maintenance; double-strand break repair via nonhomologous end joining
Cellular component (GO): Mre11 complex; nucleus
Molecular function (GO): 3'-5'-DNA exonuclease activity; DNA endonuclease activity; manganese ion binding
Source: RefSeq, a predicted model, not a curated record